GGGAGGCGCUUAGAACAUAUCCGUUGAAAGGGAAGAAUACAAAAACAUCACAACACGCGGAGUGUGUGUGACAGAAACCGCAUAAAUUGACAUUCGGAAUGCUCUGGAUAAAGGUGGCAUGUUGCGAGUUAUUAUAGAGACAAAGCGGUAAAUCAAUUGCGACAUUGUUUGGCGCUACUGUUGCGCUGGUUUUGUUACAUUUGUCCGAGGGCGUCACAAAGUUGCUCAAUUGUAGGCACAGCAGUAAGCGAUAAGGAUAAGGCGGCAAUAUGUCAAUGCUCAGCAAUAAAACAGACGAUGAAAUUAUGUGGUUGUUAGACGACUACGGGAUCAAACAUGGGCCCGUUGUUGGUACAACUCGACAUUUAUACGAGAAGAAGCUAAGAGACGCUAUCACAAAGGCCAAAAAGACAAGAGUGAAGAAAGGCAGACCACCGAUUGACAUGUCCAUGUACAGAGACGAGGGGGAGGAAGAGGUCACGUAUGAACCACGCCGGCCUCAGAUCAGAGAAGAGGAUUUCAGAGAAAGGCAAUCAUGGGCAUUUGCUGAACGGGACUUUGUAGAUGACUACAGGACACAAGCGACCUUCCGAGGCACGGCUCAGUCAGCGCCUCCUCCUUCGCGGUGGGGAACUGCACCUCCUCCUGCAGAGGAGGAGGAGGAGGUGGUGGUGGAGGAGAAGAAGACCUCCACACCUUGGGUACCGCUGUGGGUCAAGUUUCUGGUCUUCCUGGUGGUGGUUGGCGUCCUCGUCUUGGUCUUCCUCAACAUGGAGCCAGAGGAGAGUGAGCCUGCUAAGCGGUUGACCUAAUCACCCAUGCAUGUUUGUGCUCUCAUGUCAUGUCAUAUUACGUUUAGUGUUUGGCUAAUACAUGUAGGUCUAUGUCUGCCAUUGACCCAUAUUUUUGUAGGAGGUUCAGUGUGGGGCACUUAAGUCACGCCCUCUACUUCCUGGUUCAUGGGGCAGACAGUUGCUAAAAAUUGAAUGGAAGUGAACGAGGCGAGUCGUGGUGGACUUGUGGUGCAUAAGUGGAGGUCCAAGGUUUGGAUUGUUGUCGAAAAACCUCUCAUUUCAAGCCCAGUAAUUAUUUUUUGACUCCCUCUGCCCCAUGAACCAGGAAGUAGAGGGUGUGACUAAGGUGCCCCAUCACCAGGUAUUACAGUACAUAUGCACACGGAAAUGGCCAAGGCAUAGUCAAGUGUCUGGGUUUGCUAAUGUGACAUUGUGAUUUUUCUUCACUCUUCAUGUAGUAAAAGGCUGGAUGCGCACAGAUGCUGGAUCUCAAAUGGUGCACUUGUGCACUUCAGUGUUCAUGUUUCAGUGCGCAUGGCAUAUUAAUUACGCACUGAAACUAAGUGCCCAAACAAAGUGCACAAGCGCACCAUUUGAGACACAACAAGUGUCUGAGAUGUUGAGAGAACUUAAGGACCUCUUCCAUGUGGAAUUAUGUAAGGUUUUUUUAUCUCAUGUCGUACAUCUUAGUGUUUGGGUAACAGGUCUAUGUGUGCCACUAAAACAUAUUUUUGUUGAGGGUUCAGUAUUGCAUAUACACAGGGCUACAGAAAUAGCCUUGACAAUAGUCAAAUGUCUGGGUUUGCUAAUGUGAUGUUCUUGUAUUUGCUUAUUUUAUGUUUGCAAUAAUGUGCAUGUAGUGAAAGGCAGGAUGUCUAUAGUUGUCUGAGAUGUUGAGGCAACAAGGACAAGGACCUAUUCCAUAGGGAAAUGUGUAAGGUUUUUGAUCUCGUAUAGUAAAUUUUAGUGUUUGGCUAGUCGGCCUAUUUCUUCUGUUAAAACUUUUUUUUUUCAAAUACACAGAACAUGGAAAUAGCCUCGACAUAGUCAAAUGUCUGGACUUGCCAUGGUGGUAUUCAUAUCUGCUCAUUUUUGAUUGCAAUGAUUUUCAUGUAGUGAAAAGCUGGAUGGUCAGAGUAUCUGACAGGGAUGCUAAGGGAACUUAAGGACCUCUUCCAUAGGGAACUGCGUAUGGUUUUUCCCCCCCCGAUGGGAAUAGCAUGGUAGAACACUGCGCAAGCCAUCAUGGUUUAACUGUGAACAAGCAAUCAUGGUAACUGUGAAUGAUCAUAUCCGUGGCUUAAGCAUCCUAAAUGUGAUGAAUGAUGCACUUGCUCCUUCCUGUUCAAGUGUAUUGAUCGUAUUGAUUAACUGUCUACAGUGAGGGAACUGAAAGGUGUAUGAACAAAGGUCUUGUAUUCUAAGAACACUCUGGUACGAAUGUGCCAACAUCUAAUAUUGCAUGUGGUAUUUAUAUUUUCUACGCUUAUAAAGAGUAGAUCUAUAUAUUUUUUUGUGAGUGAAUGAUGAGGAUGGGUGCAUUUUCCUGUUGUACAAAAAAACAUUUAACCACUAUUGUUAUGCACUGGUAAAUCAUUACAUGUUCUAGUACACAAUUUUAGUUUAAGUGUUUCAAUAUGUCUUAAGUCUUGUAUUGAUUUGGCUAUGUACAACUUUAAUUUGCAUUUUUUAAAAUAUUAAAUGAAUUAAUUCA
Messenger RNA from Engraulis encrasicolus (European anchovy), 2508 nucleotides. Its product is annotated as emerin-like. Bases 270 to 812 code for a protein of 180 amino acids. The record is from RefSeq and is a predicted model, not a curated record. Lineage: Eukaryota; Metazoa; Chordata; Actinopteri; Clupeiformes; Engraulidae. The transcript is spliced from 6 exons.